UGAGCAAUAUUUGUAGACUUUUUUCAUAUCAAUAAAAACUUGACGGUGAUAUCCAUCAUAUUAAAAAAAAAUAUUGAUUAAGUUCAAUGAAACAGAGGGGUAAUUCAAAAAUAUUUUCCACAAGGGAUUUUUGGCACACACUGUAUAUCUCGUAUGACGUUCGACGAUGAAUAUCUUCUCAAUAUUAUAACAUUUCCUAACAAAAAUGUUAUAUAUUAUCAUUAGAUAUGUGCAAUUUUCGUUCCUGCCUCUUUUUUGUUUUGUGUCAACUGACAGCAUAUUUAUUUUGGUUUUAAUUACUUAUUUUUUGUUUAGGCAACAUUUGAAAAAUUAGAUCAUGAAGUAAAAGAAAUCAAUACAAAUGCCGAUGCGUUAAAACGAAAUUUUUCAGAAUUAACAGAAUUAAAACAUAAUUUAUCAAUGACCCAAGGAUUUUUUGAUGAUGCAAGACCAACUGAUCAUGAUAUUGUGCCUGCACGUGAAAUGGAAAUUGCUGCAUCCGGUCAACCACUCAAAUUAGGGUUUAUUACUGGUGUAAUUCCACGUGAACGUAUGCCCACAUUUGAACGAAUGUUAUGGCGUGUCUGUCGUGGUAAUGUGUUUCUUAAACAAGCUGAUAUACCAGAACAAGUUGAAGAUCCAAUUACGGGUGAAAAAGUUCAUAAAACAGUAUUUGUCAUAUUUUUUCAAGGUGAACAAUUGAAAAAUCGUGUACAAAAAAUAUGUGAAGGAUUUCGUGCCAAUAUUUAUCCAUGUCCAGAAAAUCCUCAAGAACGUCGUGAAUUAGCUAUGGGUGUUAUGACACGUUUAGAAGAUUUAGGUGUUGUUUUACGUCAAACACAAGAACAUCGUCAACGUGUUUUAGCUGCUACUAGUCGUAAUUUAAGUACAUGGCAAAUUAAAGUUCGAAAAAUCAAAGCAAUUUAUCAUACAAUGAAUAUGUUUAAUAAUGAUGUGGCACGAAAAUGUUUGAUUGCUGAAUGUUGGGCACCUGUCACGGAAUUAGAUCGAAUUCAAUUAGCAUUAAGAAAAGGAUCGGAACAAACUGGUGGUACUGUACAAUCGGUUUUAAAUCGAAUGAAUACAACAGAAAAUCCUCCAACAUUUAAUAAAUCAAAUAAAUUUACUCAAGGUUUUCAAAAUUUAAUUGAUGCAUAUGGUGUGGCUACAUAUCGUGAAGUUAAUCCAAUGCCUUAUACGGUGAUUACAUUUCCAUUUUUAUUUGCUGUUAUGUUUGGUGAUGCUGGACACGGUAUAAUUAUGCUCUUAUUCGCUUUAUGGAUGGUUCUUAAAGAAAAAACAUUAAAAGAUAAAUGGAAAGAUAUUGAAGUUUGGACAAUAUUUUUUGGUGGACGAUAUAUUAUAUUAUUAAUGGCAUUAUUUUCAAUAUAUACCGGCAUGUUAUAUAAUGAUGUAUUUUCAAAAUCAUUAAAUAUUUUUGGUUCAUCAUGGAGAGUUGGCUUUGAUGAUCAAUUUUUGAAUGCAUCGGAGACAGUGACACUUGAACCGGUACCAUACAAUUAUACACAUAGUAAAGAUUAUGUAAAAAUGUAUUCAGGUGUACCAUAUCCAUUUGGAUUAGAUCCAAUUUGGCAAUUAGCUGAAAAUAAAAUUACAUUUACAAAUUCUAUGAAAAUGAAAUUUGCUAUUAUUAUUGGUAUUUUUCAAAUGGCAUUUGGUGUUACAUUGAGCAUGUGGAAUCAUUUAUUUUUUAAUCAUCACUAUGCGAUAUUUGUCGAAUUUUUACCACAAUUGAUCUUUCUAAUAUGUAUAUUUUUUUAUUUAAUUAUUUUGAUAUUUUACAAAUGGACACAUUAUGAUGGAUCAAAUGCUGAUAUAGCACCAAGUUUAUUGAUACAUUUGAUCGAUAUGAUAUUAAUGUCUUAUCCAAAUGAACCUGCAAGUUCAAAACAAUUUUACCCCGGACAGAAACAAAUUCAAAUGGCUUUAUUAGCCAUUGCUGUACUGUGCAUACCUACAAUGUUAUUAGGCAAACCAAUUUACACAAUAAUAAUGAAUAAACGUCGAGCGAAUCUCUAUCAACAUUUUCAAAAUGAUCAUCAUUCUGUAAAUAAUAAUGGCGAUCAUCCGCAGAAUAUAAAUACUCUUGAGAAUAGUGCAAGUAAUCAUGAUGAUCAAAUAAACUUAAAUGAUAUGCAUUCAUCUCAUCGAGGUAUAGUAUUGGAGUUUGAUGUACGUGAUCCAGAUACUAGUUCGGAGACCAUGAUGGAUGCUGAUAUAUCAGACGUACCGGAGGUUGAGAUGAGUGAAUUAUGGGUUGAACAAGGUAUUCAUACAAUCGAAUAUUUUCUUGGUUGCAUUUCACAUACCGCAUCUUAUCUACGAUUAUGGGCAUUAUCCUUAGCACAUGCACAAGUACUAUGGCAUAUGGUGUUACAUAAUGGUUUAGCCAUGUCUGGUUAUGUUGGAUCAAUAGCUACCUAUAUUGUAUUUGCACCAUGGACAGUAUUAACUGUUAGUAUAUUGUUAUUAAUGGAAGGUUUAUCAGCAUUUCUUCAUGCACUACGUUUACAUUGGGUUGAAUUUCAAUCAAAAUUUUAUAAAGGUGAAGGUUAUCCAUUUGUACCAUUUUCAUUUCGAUUAAUGGAAGAAAAUCCAACGGCUUAA
Didymodactylos carnosus is the source of this 2628-nucleotide messenger RNA. Lineage: Eukaryota; Metazoa; Rotifera; Eurotatoria; Philodinida; Philodinidae. The record is from the annotation of a GenBank genome assembly.